AUGGCGAAUGAGAUUCAGGUUCCUUGCGACGGAGACGGUGUGUGUAUGCGGUGCAAGGCCACUCCUCCUGCUGAAGAGUCGCUCACUUGCAGCACGUGCGUCACUCCAUGGCACGUGGCGUGUCUCCUCCCCGAAUCGCUCGUUUCUUCCACCGGAGGAGAGUGGCAGUGUCCCGAUUGCUCCGGCGAUAUCGUCGAUUCCGCCGUUCCGGUUUCCGGAACCCCCGGUGGUUCGGUUCUCGUAGCAGCGGCCCGUGCGAUCGAGGCUGAUGUGACACUCACUGACGCUCAGAAAGCUAAAAAAAGGCAAAAACUCAUGAGUGGUGGUUCUGGUGGUGGUGACGAUGAAGAAGACGACAAGAAUAAGAAGAAGAAGAAGAGCGAUGAUGACGAUAUCUAUCUUGAGAUUAGUAUUGAAUCUACACCGUGUGGUCACAACUUCUGCUUGAAAUGUUUUGAGAAAUGGGUAGGUAAAGGGAAUCUAACUUGUACGACAUGCCGAGGCAAGAUUCCCAAACACGUGGCCCAGAAUCCACGCAUCAACUUAGCUCUAGUCUCUGCUAUUCGUUUAGCAAAGGCUUCAAGUUCUGCUGUUGAGGUAACUGCUGCCAAGGUUCAACAUUUCAUCCGGAACCAGGACAGGCCUGACAAGGCGUUUACUACCUCGCGGGCUAAAAAGACUGGGAAAGCUAAUGCUUGUAGUGGUAAGAUAUAUGUCACGAUUCCAGGUGAUCAUUUUGGUCCGAUAACAUCGGAUUAUGAUCCCACUAGAAAGCAAGGUGUCUUGUUUGGUGAGUCGUGGGAUGAUAGACAAGACUGUAGGCAGUGGGGAGCGCAUUUCCCGCAUGUUGCUGGAAUCGCUGGGCAAUCUGGUUUUGGAGCUCAGUCAGUUGCUCUCUCUGGAGGGUAUCUAGAUGAUGAGGAUCACGGUGAGUGGUUCCUCUACACUGGAAGGUUAGCUUUACAUAUCUCCUGUCCUUUGGUGCUUGGACUAUGGCUAUUCUUGUAG
Camelina sativa (false flax) is the source of this 1008-nucleotide messenger RNA. Lineage: Eukaryota; Viridiplantae; Streptophyta; Magnoliopsida; Brassicales; Brassicaceae. The record is from RefSeq and is a predicted model, not a curated record.